UCUUAUUGCCGGUUUCACAAAGGAACAGCCUCAAAGCGAACAGUCUCACCCCGCAUGGGCAAGGGUUCGCGAUAAGGCAUCGAUCUUUGAUCAUCCCUUGCGGAGUUGGUGGCCCCUGUCACCAGAUACUUUGCUAAGCGUCAGGUGCAGAAACAUGGAGAGCCUCACGACCAUUACGAUGCGGGCCACAACUGCAUGCACGAGCGCCAACGUAUGCACACGUCGAGAUGCAGCAGAGCCUCCCAUGCGCGCCUUUGUCUUUCACCGAUAAAAUUGAAUGGACAAUAUCGAUAGUAAAUGUACGUUGGGCACGAAUACCUGGCAUGGAGGUCAAGUUUCAGGCCAGCGGACCAUCUCGCUUGUCUUACCGGCGGCUCCUCGCAGCCAAUCAAGCUCUCCCGCGCAGCGACUUCAACCAGCUCCCGUUUCAACCUGUCAAGUCCGCGGCAGCGAACCGCAAGCACCACACCAAACAAUAGCCUUAGGCAGGUCGACCGAAAAUGAACCACGGACCAUGGCCACGCAUAGUGCCCAGGAUGUAGUUUUCACGCGCUGGUACCUGUUUCACGCCCCACCACUCGACGUACGGCGACCAACCCGAGCACAUUUCCAUGAAACAAUGCGGUCUUGGUCAAACGCUGCCGAUGGCGUUGUCCGGCCUUGUUCAACGCCGUCCAGCCUUACAUGUGAUCUUCAGUGGUUGUUCCCGCAUCCCUUGCGCAGACUAACGGUGUGCGCCUUGUUUGGGGGACGGCUUCUGGAUCCUGCUCAGACGUUGAAACGCGACUAUGCUGGAAAGACAGCCUGGGUCCGGAUGGACAACCACUCGUCUAAUCAAGCGAGACCUGCCUAAGGGCAGUCCGUGGUCUAAUUUGAGUGUUGCGUAUAUAGGCGUGUGCACCCCAGAUUGGCUACUGGGUAUCUCGCUGCUGGUGGUGU
Didymella exigua CBS 183.55 is the source of this 939-nucleotide messenger RNA. RefSeq lists its product as uncharacterized. The coding region runs from base 278 to 853 and encodes 191 amino acids. The record is from RefSeq and is a predicted model, not a curated record. NCBI's taxonomy places the organism in Eukaryota, Fungi, Ascomycota, Dothideomycetes, Pleosporales, Didymellaceae. The transcript has a single exon.